Molecule: messenger RNA, 862 nt
Organism: Etheostoma cragini (Arkansas darter)
Lineage: Eukaryota; Metazoa; Chordata; Actinopteri; Perciformes; Percidae
Product: peripherin-2-like
Exons: 2
Coding region: 32-448 (138 amino acids)
Biological process (GO): visual perception
Cellular component (GO): membrane
Source: RefSeq, a predicted model, not a curated record
GGUCCUGAGUAACGUGGAGGGGAAAUACCUGAUGGACAGCGUCCCGUUUAGCUGCUGUAACCCCGGGUCCCCGCGGCCCUGCAUCCAGCACCACCUGACCAACAACACCGCCCACUACGACUACGACCACCGCAUUGAGGAGCUCAACAUCUGGACCCGCGGCUGCCGCGAGGCGCUCUUCUCCUACUUCAGCAGCAUGAUGAGCAGCAUCAGCGUGCUCAUCAUCGCCACCAUCCUCCUGGAGUCGGCGGACAUGGCAGGGCUGAAGUACCUGACCACAGCCCUGCAGACCAUGGAGGACCCAGAGAACCCCGAGUGUGAGAGUGACGGCUGGCUGCUGGAGAAAGGCGUGAAGGAGACGUUCGGAGAGCUGUUCUCCAAGCUGAAGACACUUGGGAAGAAAAACCAGGUGGACGAGGGCGGGGAGGCAGCUGAGGCCGCCACCUGAGCACCCCGCCCUCCAAAAGAACUGGAUCUCCCCCCUCUCCCCAGACAACAGGAGAGGUCUGUACAUACUAGGGCUGGGUACCGAGCUUCCGUACUUUCUAGGCACUGACCGAGCUGCCUCCAUGGUAUCGAGUAAAGAAACAUGCCUUGUCAUUCAUUCCCAAAGCUCCAAAUCAUCGCUCAUCACUGACCAAUCAGCAUCCUCCUUCCAACAUCCAAUAAUCUUUGUGAAUGGGUGGUUAACGCAGUGGCGUCGGCAGAAAUCUAUUCCAAAGUACGCAUAAGGACCUUUUAUUCUGGAAUAUCACGCAAAAAAUAAGCCAAAUACACACAGAAACACACACAUUCUCACACAACGGUUCUACUUCAACACAGAUAAUGUAUUCAUAUCUGUAGCGACUUUCAACAAAACUUA